Molecule: messenger RNA, 3377 nt
Organism: Siniperca chuatsi (mandarin fish)
Lineage: Eukaryota; Metazoa; Chordata; Actinopteri; Centrarchiformes; Sinipercidae
Gene: exoc2
Product: exocyst complex component 2
Exons: 28
Coding region: 148-2916 (922 amino acids)
Biological process (GO): exocytosis; Golgi to plasma membrane transport
Cellular component (GO): exocyst
Source: RefSeq, a predicted model, not a curated record
UUUUAUUCUGAAGGCUGUGGCUGAGAACGCAAAGCCGGAAGUAGUCACAGGAUACAGGAAACUGUCGCUGCAGUCCAGCUGCUGUAAACUUCUUUUUCCGUGUCCAGGUGCUGAUCGACCCGUUGUUCCUGUCUGCCUCAGGCAACCAUGUCUCGUGCCCGUCAGCCCCCUCUGGUCACUGGCAUCUCGCCCAAGGAGGGUGCGGCUUGGACCAAAGUCACCAUCCGUGGAGAAAACCUGGGCACAGGCCCAGCCGAUCUCAUCGGUCUGUCGAUCUGUGGCCAUAACUGUCUGCUGACAGCCGAAUGGAUGUCAGCCAGCAAGAUAGUGUGCCGCGUGGGUCCUGCCAAAGACGACAAGGGAGAGAUCAUCGUCACCACCAAGUCUGGAGGUCUCGGCACCUCCACGGUCUCAUUCAGACUGCUCAGGCCAGAGAGGAUUGGUAUCCUGGACCAGUCUGCUGUGUGGGUGGAUGAGAUGAACUACUACGACAUGAGGACCGACCGCAACAAAGGCAUCUCCCCCCUCUCCCUGCGACCCAGCAAUCCACUGGGCAUCGAGUUAGACAAAGGCAAAAUCCCACAGAAAGACAUGGAGGUGACAUUUCCUGGAAUGAGUGGAGACUUUACCAGUGAGAACUUCUCUGCCACCUGGUACCUCAUAGAAAACCAUUCAGGCUCCAGUUUUGAGCAGUUGAAGUUUGCAGCCAGUAAUCUGAAGAAGCAGGCUACUAAGAAGAAUGAGGGAAGUCUGGCCUAUGUGAAAGGAGGCCUCAGUACAUUCUUUGAGGCCCAGGACGCUCUGGCAGCGAUCCACCAGAGGCUGGAGUCUGAUGGUACGGAGAGAGUGGAGGGAUCAAUGACCCAACGACUAGAAAACAUCCUUAACAGAGCGAGUGAUACUGCAGAUACUCUUUUCCAGGAGGUCUUGGGGCGGAAAGACAAAGCUGACUCCACACGCAAUGCACUCAACGUCAUACAACGUUUCAAGUUUCUCUUCAACCUGCCACUCAACAUUGAACGCAAUAUCCAAAAGGGUGAUUACGAUGUGGUGAUCAAUGACUAUGAGAAAGCCAAAUCUCUCUUUGGCAAUACUGAGGUCCCUGUUUUCAAAAAAGUGUACGCUGAGGUUGAGACGAGGAUCGGAGCUCUGAGGAGUCUGUUAUUGGAGAAACUACUGCAGACCCCGUCAACACUGCACGACCAGAAGAGAUACAUCAGGUACCUGUCUGACCUGCACGCUCCAGGCGACCCAGCAUGGCUGUGCAUCUACGCUCAGCACAAGUGGAUCUUGCAGCUGAUGCAAAACUGCAGAGAUGAGUUCAUCAGUGGCCAGAGAGUGGAUGUCGGAGCUCUGGACCCGGAGGGGGAUACCCGUCCAUCGGCCCUCGGCAGGCUCAGCCACACUGCGUCUCUGAAGAGAGGGAGCAGCCUGCGAACACCUCGACCCAGCACCUGGCGCUUUGAAACCCCACAGCAGGUGCAGUUUGUGGAGAAGCUGUCAGAUGUGGUGAUUGGUCAGUUACCCAACUUCUGGAAGCUUUGGAUCUCUUAUGUUAAUGGAAGUCUUUUUAGUGAGACUGGAGAGAAAUCUGGGCAGGUGGAAAAAUCCAAGAAGAAUGCCAGACAGAAACAGAAUGACUUUAAAAAAAUGAUUGAGGAGAUGACCCAUCGGCUGGUGAAGCUUGUUCGGGGGGCUCUUCUCCCCACCACUCUGCCACAGGCGGAGCUGAGUCUUUACGGAGGCUGGGAGAACAAGACGGAGCUCACUGGAGCCUGGCUUACACAAAUCAUACACACCGUCAGGGGUUGUCACGAGGCUCUGUCGGCUCUGGAGAUCCCAAAUGAUUUGCUGCAGGUGAUCCAGGAUCUGCUGCUGGAGUUGAGAGUUCACUGCCUCAUAGUGACUCUGCUGCACACUACAGAAGACGUCAAGAGGCUCGCUGAGAAGGAGGACUGGGUUGUAGAUAAUGAGGGAAUCACCAGCCUGCCGUCACAGUUUGAACAGUGCAUGGUCCAGAUGCUGCAGUCACUCAAAGAGCCCCUGGAGAUCAAACCUGGAGAAAUCAAUGUGCUGCAGUUGGACCAGGUCCAGGACCAGGCCACAGAGCUGAGUGUGAGCAUCAUGAAGGUUUUCAUAAACUGCUUGGAGCAGCUGAGCACUAAAACAGAUGGAGACAUUGAUACAUCUCACAACAUUUCAGUGGACAUGUCCUCACCAGAUCGAUUUCCUGGCGUUCAAGAGGGCUUCAGUCCAACAUCUGAGCAGCGUCUACUGAUCAUCCUCAGUAACUGCCAAUACCUGGAGAGACGCACCUUCCUGAACCUGGCCGAUCACUUUGAGAAACACUGCUUCACAGGGACCGAGAAGAUCACACGGGUGAGUGUGGACGCUGUACGAGAGCUGGAUAGAAAACUCUUUGAGGCCUACAUUGAGAAACGAGCUGACCCGAUUGCAGGCUCUCUGGAGCCCGGCAUCUACGCUGGAUACUUUGACUGGAGAGACUGCCAAACACCUACAGGUGUAAGGAACUACCUGAAGGAAGCUCUGGUCAACAUCAUCACAGUUCAUGCUGAGGUCUUCACAGUCUCAAAGGACCUGGUACCUCGGGUUUUGUCUAAAAUUGUUGAGUCAGUUGCGGACGAGAUGUGUCGUCUUAUGCAAUGUGUGUCCUCCUUCAGCAAAAAUGGAGCCCUGCAGGCUCGACUUGAACUCUGUGCUCUGAGAGAUGCCAUAGCUGCAUUCCUAAACACUGAAAGCAAUGCCAGUUUCAAACUGGCUUUGGACGCCCUUCCUCAGCUACACAGCGGAGCUGAUAAGAAGUUAUUGGAAGAGCUGUUGAACAAGUUUAAAAGCAGCAUGCAGCUCCAGCUCACCUGCUUCCAGCCCUCCUGCAUCCAGCCUGUAAAGAGAUAAACCCAUUCCACUCUAUCUACCACUACACUGCACUCUCUUUGAUUCUUCCGUAUGUGCAGUCAGCUAAGGAACUUUAUCUUUUCAGUUAUCACUUUUUUCAGUGUCACUUUCAAUUUCUGCUUCACUAGAUUGGACACAAACGUCUGUUCGUCUUAUCUCAAAGAAACUAAAUGAGUUGAUUUCAUUGUUACUGUGGAGGACAGUCCCAGUCAUGUUGGUUAUGCUAAUCACAUAGAGCCACUCAUGUAGCUAUCAGACAGUGUGCAAAUGGCUUACUGGCUUGUUCCAAGAAAGUCAGCAGUAGGAUGAAGGCUGUGACCAAGCUGGAGUCUCCACUGUCUCUGCUCAGACUGAAUGUGUCCUAAUCAUUUGGAGAAUGUGUUGAAGAUUUAAAGUUGCUGUUGAUGCUUUGUACUGUUCCGUCUCUAUUGCCCAAUAAAGUAAGAAAAUGUACCGUUAAA